AUGUAUGGAGGACGUGCAAGACGUCGUCGACAACUAGGCGAUCAGAAUCAAGGAUGGGCUAAUACGAAUAAUCGUUAUCCAUAUUCGAAUCAAAAUUAUGGUAAUUCGAAUUAUGGACAAUAUGGAAAUUAUCCAUAUGGAGGAAGUUAUGGUCAAAACAGUAAUUACGGUAAUCCAAAUAACAAUAACUAUGGUGCGGGAUAUUAUAAUGGAUACCGACUCAAUGGUACAGAACAUCUGAGAUCUAACAUGUUUCUAAUUUACAUUUUAUGUUUUAUUCCGCUAUUCUUGUUGAAAGUUUAA
Molecule: messenger RNA, 303 nt
Organism: Didymodactylos carnosus
Lineage: Eukaryota; Metazoa; Rotifera; Eurotatoria; Philodinida; Philodinidae
Source: the annotation of a GenBank genome assembly